Centruroides sculpturatus (bark scorpion) is the source of this 1769-nucleotide messenger RNA. RefSeq lists its product as uncharacterized. The record is from RefSeq and is a predicted model, not a curated record. Bases 51 to 1697 code for a protein of 548 amino acids. The transcript has 8 exons. NCBI's taxonomy places the organism in Eukaryota, Metazoa, Arthropoda, Arachnida, Scorpiones, Buthidae.
GAGAGCGUAACCGAAUUUAUUUUUGUAGCUCGAUUCUUCCAUCGAACAUCAUGGCUUUGAAGAUGUUGUAUCUCCUUCCCAUGAUACUGGGAAGAACUUUCGAUGCUAGAAAUGACAGAGUGGGAAUUGAUAUAUUUCCCGAGUCCGAAUUGAAAAAAGUACAAGUGAACGAUCAUUCUUUCUUUGAAACUACUUAUAAAAUGAUACAAAGUUCUCAAGAAGUGAAGCAAGUUCUUCAAGUUUCGGGAGAUUUCUCUCUUAAGGUGAAAUCUGGGAAGGUUGAUUUGAAAGGUUUUGGCAAUUACUUGAGAUCGUCUACGACGUCUGAAAAAACUGUCGAGAUAUUAACGAGAACCAAAUAUUAUACGCAUACAGAAUCUUUACCUUUCCAUCUGAAACCUCGGUCCGAUUGGGCGAGUCACAGGCCAGAAGAUUUAGGAACUCAUUACGUACAAAGUAUUACUUACGGAGGAGAAUUAAUAUCUUCUUUGAGAUUUAUUGCUCACAAGAUAGAGGAUGUCCAUAGUAUCCAAGCGAAAAUAUCGGCCGAAAUACAAGGAAUGAAACUGGAACAACUCAUUGCUUCGGGGAAACUCAGUCAAUUAAAAAAUGAUCUUCGGGACAAGGCUAACAUGGAAAUCUCAUACUUCGCCACUGUUCCAUUGAAAGACGUGCCCAAUACUAUAGAAGGUCUACAGAAAUUAGUAGAAGGGUUUGACGAACAAGUGAAAAGUGUCAACAACGGUGCGGGAGUACCCGUUAGAGUAGAAUUAAUGGAAUUAGCCACGUUUGAUGCUCGUUUUCAAUUUUUGAUAAAUAAGGCUUUGGAAAAUGCAUUGAAGACGUUUGAAGAUCAAUUCGACGAUUUAAGAGUUACUAAAGAUAAGUUAACCGACUGGAUCAGAAGUUUGCCUCCGACAUUGACACAGAAACAAGAACACGAGAUUACGAGAUUAUACGAGAGAAUUAGAAAGGUACUCAGGGUCUUUCAACAUACAAUUGGAGUUUUGGAUAUAGAAAAGGGAACCGAUCAAUUGUCAAAGGCGCUGCAGGCUUAUAAAGAAGGCGGAAAAGGUUUACCCGGAAAGUUCAAACGUGAAUUUGAUAAGUUGAGAUUUGAAUUAAUUGUCGACGAACCGGAUUUAAGCGACGUCGGAAAAACCACAUAUAUUAGAUGGGGACAUAAAACAUGUAAUUCUUCGACCUCAACUACAAUCUACGACGGUUACGUAGUUUCUGGAGAAGAAUUCGGAGUCGGAGGAGGAACUAACUAUUUGUGCCUUCCUAGCGAUUCGGACUUUAUUUUUGGUAAACUUCCGUCCGACAAAAAAAGUGGAAGUUACUUAGGGGGUGUUAGAUACGGUAUAACGGAUUUAGAACUAUUUAAAGGAUCCGAAAGAGAAAAUAUGUUUGGGAAUGGAGUCACGUGCAGUAUGUGCCACGUUGGCAAUCGUUCCACUAUAUAUAUGCGAGUGGGAUCUCAUCGAUGUCCGGACGGAUGGGUAAACGAAUACCAAGGAUAUUUAACAGCUAACAGAGAUAAUGGACAUCGAAGUAGAUACGUGUGUCUGGAUCAAACGCCCGAAUAUUACGCGGUAACUAACGCCCAGCUCUACGAACACAACUUGAAUAUAGUAGGAAUAGCUCAAGAAAAAAACCAAGAUUUGGCAAUUUCUUGUACCGUUUGUUCGAAAUAAUCGUCAACGAUCAUUUUUAAUGGCCUGUAAUACGAUCAAUUUAUUCAGAUUCUAUUAAAUAUAAUCAAUCAA